UACUAUUUAAAUUUAGAAGUUCCGUACGACGUUGAUAUCGCACGCCUGCAGCGUAGAUUUACUUAUUUAUUGGUUUUGUUACUUGCACAAUUUCGAAAUGGCAGAAACGCAGAGCGAAAACUCGCAGGCCACGGAAAGGACCCCCAAAGAGUAUGAGGAAAUAAUAAAGAAAAAGGAUCGCGACAUCGAAGAUCUGAAACAGAAGCUCGAGCUGAUGGAGAUGGAAGUGACGCAAGCCCAGAAGAUGAAAACCCAGAGAUCGAAGGAACACGAAGAGGUUGCCGCGCUAAAGGAACAAUCCGAAGGCAUCCUCACUAAAGCGAAAGGCAUAAUCUUCGAGAACACGAAGGUCAUCAAAAACCAGGAGCUGCAAAUCGAAACGCUCAAUCAGCAAGUGGAGUCGCUCAAAGACGUCGUGAGGAUAACCAAAGAUUUGUUGGAGAUACGCAAUUUGGAAGUGAAACAGCUCGAAGACAAGAUAGGCCUGAUGUCGGGUAAAGUAUCGGCGGAAAAGGAGAGACAAGACCUGCUCCAUCGAAAACUGGAGACCAUGAUCAGACACAAUGGGGAAUUGAAGAGGGAAUACGAGACACAGCUGUGCCUAUUCCAGGCGUUGAGGGAAAGGUACAACGAAAGAGAGCUGGCCAACGGAGUGGUGAACAAUUUGAGGCAGGACGUGGCUGAGGCCAAGCAAGAGAACACAGUUCAAAAUGGCGAGCCAGCGGCGGAGAAGAACGAUGCGCAUCCAGAAGCAAACGUGAAUGACCAGAAACCUACCUGAGCUUAAGAUUUGUGAUGGCAAUAUCAUUGCGCAGAUUUUUUUAAAACUAUAGUAGCUUCGAUUUUUGUUUGUGGGAUGUUAUUAUGUUUCUAGCGGACAGAUGGAAAAGAAGAGAAGUGUAGAGUGAAUGCAGUCUAGGACUCCAUAAUAGUAAUUCUUAUAUUAUUAGAUUUGUCUGUUUUGCUUUCUGAUUUUCUGCUGGAGUAUAUUAACCGAAACAAACCUGUUGCACAUUGCCUUUGACAUUCAGACUCUCCGAUUUCGUUUGUGAUUUGAUAUUCGCUUUGAUAAAUGCCAUUUUUCGUAACCUCAGUGA
Cylas formicarius (sweet potato weevil) is the source of this 1097-nucleotide messenger RNA. RefSeq lists its product as uncharacterized. The transcript is spliced from 3 exons. The record is from RefSeq and is a predicted model, not a curated record. Bases 98 to 781 code for a protein of 227 amino acids. Lineage: Eukaryota; Metazoa; Arthropoda; Insecta; Coleoptera; Brentidae.